AUGGGUUUCCGGUACAACAACGUCCUUCACGCCAACCACUUCCGCAAGGACUGGCAGAGCCGCGUCCGCACCUGGUUUGACCAGCCUGGCCGCAAACUUCGCCGCCGCCAGGCCCGCAAGGUCAAGGCUGCCAAGCUCGGUGUUCGUCCUCUUACCCUCCUCCGACCGGCCGUCCGCGCCCAGACCGUCCGCUACAACCGCAAGCUUCGCGAGGGCCGUGGCUUCACCCUGGCCGAGCUCAAGGAGGCUGGUAUUGGCAAGAAGGAGGCGCGUGGUGUCGGCAUUGUUGUCGACCACCGGAGGCGAAACCUCAGCGAGGAGGGCAAGGCUCUCAACGUUGAGCGUCUGAAGGCGUACAAGGGGCGCCUCAUUGUCUUCCCCCGCAACGCGAAGAAGCCCAAGAAGGGCGACUCCACCGGCGACGACCUCACUGUCGCCACUACCCGCGCGUCCGUUCCUCUCCCCGCAUCCUUCAUCCACGAAGUGCCCCGCAAGAUCACCGAGGAGGAGCGCGAGUUCCAGGCUUACCGCACCCUCCGCGACGAGCGGGCUGUUGCCCGUCACGAGGGCAAGCGCAAGCUCCGGGAAGCGAAGAAGGCCGAGGAGGAGGCGAACAAGAAGAAGUAA
Epithele typhae is the source of this 627-nucleotide messenger RNA. Its product is annotated as 60S ribosomal protein L13. Gene Ontology annotation, biological process: translation. Lineage: Eukaryota; Fungi; Basidiomycota; Agaricomycetes; Polyporales; Epitheliaceae. The record is from RefSeq and is a predicted model, not a curated record. Bases 1 to 627 code for a protein of 208 amino acids. The transcript has 4 exons. Gene Ontology annotation, cellular component: cytosolic large ribosomal subunit; ribosome. Gene Ontology annotation, molecular function: structural constituent of ribosome; RNA binding.